AGAAGAAGAAGAAAAUAAAAUAGCAGGGAGCGUUUAUAACAUGAGGGCAGUUAGUAGACUUCUCCAUGUCUUAUUAAGACUGUAGAAGGUAGUUUUUGCUAAAAAAGCUAAACUGCAAAUAUACAACGUUAUUUAUCAAUAUAAACCUCCAACUUGGCGCUGGUCAGCAACAGUUAACGUGCUCAAAAUUAGCUCAAUUUAGCUAACGUUACUUAGCGGCGGAAGCAGUUGAUAGACAUGUCAAGACAGAUGGGAGACAGCCAUCGACGGUUCCUGCAAACCAUGAUGGCCAACGGCAUCGUUGAUGAGCAAGGGGCGAGGAAGCUCCAUCAGUAUAGUUGUGAAACCCACAACACACAGCAUUUCCCUGACAAGCUGGAUGAUUUCAUUGAUGCCAUCAACUCGAAGCUGCAGCCUUUGUUCAUGCAGAUCAGAAAAGGGAUGUCUGAAAACAACGGCCACCAGUUUUACGCAUUGGUGAACAUGGCUGAGACCGAUGUCACCAGAAUGUCGUCAGAUUACGCCGACAAUGAGCUAGAGUUGUUCAGGAAAACAAUGGACCUGAUCGUGGGCUCUGAGAACGGCAAGGCGUCUUCCACUGACAUUCUGAACAGCGCCGACACCCUGACCACCAAGAAGCUGAAGAAAAGUGAAACUGAGCACCUUUUGAACCGACUAGUGCGUGACAAAUGGCUCAGUGAGAAACACGGUGAAUACACUUUGUCCACCAGAUGCAUUAUAGAGAUGGAGCCAUAUAUUCGCACAAUGUAUCAAGAGCAAGUCAAAGUGUGCCACAUUUGUCACAGCAUCGCCCUCCAGUGCCAAAUUUGUGAGAAUCCUACCUGUGGAAUAAAAAUACACAACCCAUGUGUGGCCAGAUACUUCAAAGGAAGAGUAGAGCCGCGGUGUCCAGCUUGUGAUGACUUUUGGCCGCAUGAAAUCCCCGAAGUUGGCCUCUAAGUCCAGAAGAUGAGGACUUAAACAUCAACUGUUUUUUUAAUGUUAAAAGAUGUUGUUAAACUUUUGUAGUAAACCAAACUGUAAAUUUAAAUAUUUUUACAAAAUAAAUAAGUGU
This is a messenger RNA of Pungitius pungitius (ninespine stickleback), 1075 nucleotides long. It is a transcript of the gene nsmce1, whose product is annotated as NSE1 homolog, SMC5-SMC6 complex component. Bases 238 to 960 code for a protein of 240 amino acids. Gene Ontology annotation, molecular function: ubiquitin-protein transferase activity. The record is from RefSeq and is a predicted model, not a curated record. Lineage: Eukaryota; Metazoa; Chordata; Actinopteri; Perciformes; Gasterosteidae. Gene Ontology annotation, cellular component: Smc5-Smc6 complex; nucleus. Gene Ontology annotation, biological process: double-strand break repair via homologous recombination. The transcript has 8 exons.